This is a messenger RNA of Talpa occidentalis (Iberian mole), 693 nucleotides long. RefSeq names its product zinc finger protein 80 (gene ZNF80). NCBI's taxonomy places the organism in Eukaryota, Metazoa, Chordata, Mammalia, Eulipotyphla, Talpidae. The record is from RefSeq and is a predicted model, not a curated record.
AUGUCAGUGGAUACUCUGCUCAUGGGUAUGUUCAAGGACCAAAAAUUGGAGACCCUUUACAAAGGCAAGGAAUGUGGGCAAGUGUUUAACAAGAACUGCCUCCCUGUUCAACAUCUGUGGAUUCACACUGCAGUGAAGUCUUAUGAAUGCUAGGAGUGCUGAAGAGCCUCCGUGAAUAGGUAGACCUUUUCACAUGGGAGGUUUCACAAUGGUGAGAAGCACUUUAAGUGUGAGAAAUGUGGAAUCUUCAACUCUAGAUGCCACGUCUUCUAUCACCAGUGGAUUCACACUGGCGAGAAGCCCUAUGCAUGCAGUGAAUGUGGAAAGACCUUCAACGUCUACCGCACUUUUAUCUAGCAUGUUACAAUCCACCCUGGAGAAAAACCCUUUGGGUGCAAAGAAUGUGAGAAAACCUUUCACUACACCUCUUCUUUAACUCAACAUAUGGAGAUACACACUGGCAAGAAGUCUUACAAAGGCAAUGAAUGUGGAAAAGCUUUCACCUUCAACUGUUUCUGGCCGACAUGGUAUGGCCCAUAUAAACAUAAGCUCCGAGACUGUAAAGAGUAUGGGAAAGAUGUUAACUACAACUAUUCCCUCACUCCACACACAAGGAGUCACACUGGAGACAAGCCCUCGGAGUCCACUGAGUGUGGAAAGGCCUUUGCCUGCCGCUCCACUUUUGUCCAGUAG